Anopheles nili is the source of this 3531-nucleotide messenger RNA. RefSeq names its product ubinuclein-2 (gene yem). The coding region runs from base 1 to 3531 and encodes 1176 amino acids. NCBI's taxonomy places the organism in Eukaryota, Metazoa, Arthropoda, Insecta, Diptera, Culicidae. Gene Ontology annotation, cellular component: nucleus. The transcript has 5 exons. The record is from RefSeq and is a predicted model, not a curated record.
AUGUCGGAAGUGAAGCGCGUCACCCUUACGACCAUCGGCGAUGUGGUUAAGAAGGGCGGUGGCGGUGGCCCAUUUGGGGCGCUGGCGGCAUUCGAGUCGUCCUCGGCGCCCAAUCCCUUUGGCGGUGGUUCGACGGCGUUCAGUGGCGGUGGCAGCAGUGGAAAUUCCACAACGACGACGGGCAAAGAUGGCCGUGGGGAGCGUGACAGUGGUGCCGCGAAAAAACACAGCACAGUCCGGCUCGAGCUGAACCUUUUCGAACCGACCGCCGAAAGCUUUCCCGAGUUCAACUUCUCCAAGAUGAUCCACGAAGAGCAGAAACGGCUCAAAAAGGCCCAGAAAAAACAACAUGAGGAAACCAACGGAUUCCUCUCCGAUCCGGAGCUUGAUAAUGAUGUGGCCCGGAUGGCAAGAGAAUUAGAGCGGAAGUAUGGUUCCGGAACAAGCUACGCCACGAAAGGCAAAUCUGCACGUCCCGCCAAGCUAGACUAUUGCGAUCGUGGUGCCGGUUACGAUGAGGAAGACUCCUUUAUCGAUAAUUCUGAAGCGUACGAUGAACUAAUACCGCAGGAAAUUGAAACCGUUGGUGGAGGAUUUUACAUAAAUUCUGGUCAGUUGGAAUUCAAGCAGCUGUCCAACUUCGAGCGUCCCGAAGAUGCGUUACGAAUGCCGAAACCGAAAAAACGUGCUCUUUCGACGACUUCCGAAAGCAGUGACGAUGACGCGGAAGCUAACGAGAAAAAGGAUCAUUCGGAAAGUACGGCUUCCCAGCAAUUGUCGAAACAACCGUUGGAAAAAUCUGCUGAAAAUUCAGAAUUGCCACAAAAGCGGCUACAUCUUGAUGAAGGCGCGAAAGUGGAGUCGGUCGUCGUUGAUAGCGUGGAUGCUGCUCCAGAUGAUGAAAAGUCCCGUUUGAAUGGACACGUGGCGAAAAAGCAAAAAAUAGUGGAUAACGGCCAAGUGCCGGCGAGGGCCGAUGUUUUAGACAAGGCAAAACCGCCGAGCGUCGAAGGCAAGGAAAAGUCUAAUGGGGUUAAAACGAAGGCAGCUAACAGUACCGGACCGGAGGUAACCUCUUCGUCUGUUGGUGUUGAUGGCGCGAAGGAAGAAACGGAUGCUAGUGGAGUAAAGUUGGUGAAAACUACUACCGUCAAGGAUAUGCUGCGUGCAAAGCGCGAUAGCCUGCGUAAGAUGGAACAAGAAAAGAAGGGCCGUAGCAGCGGAUCAAGUAGAGUAUCCAGCUCGGAGGCGGAAGAAGACGGUGAUGGUGGAGGCGACGAGGAGGACGAAGACGAGGAAAACGAUGAAGAAGACGAUGAAGACGACGAAGAUGAUGAAUACGACGAAGAGGAAGGUGGCGCAGGCAGCGAUAAAAAUUCUAACGAGUCUGGAUCCGAGGUCGACAUCGAUUCCGAUAGUGAAAGUAGUCACGAGAGUAAUAGCGAAAAAGAAGCCACUGCUAAGGGGAAAGUCACACAGUCCACAGGUCCGAUCAACGGAACGGUGGCCACUGAUGAACGUCCGGUUGUGAGAGCACCUGAACAGCAGCCUGCGAAGGAGCGGAAGCCGAAGAAGGAAUGUAAACUGCCCGAUGAUCUCCCAGAGGCACUGCGCAAGGACGUGGAAUCAUUAAAGGAGCUGGCCCGGGUGAUGGGCGCAGGAAAGUUAAAUUACUUUGACAGUAAAGUAGCUGAUUUGUUGUUGCAAAUCGACAAUGGCGCUCGCUCGACGGCCGGAACUAGCGUGAGAAAUGCAAUUUUCCGUCACCUAGAAGCAGAGCUUUCGAUAAGCAGGCAGUCGUUGCAGUUGAAAUUGAAAAAAAUCCGAAUUCGAAAGCUGGAGAGUAAGGCGAAAUCGGUGCUUUCUCGGCUUGAAGAGGCCGUCACCAAUGUGAUGCCUUCUAUCGUGGCGAAGUUCGAGUUGGAAUGUGCCAAGGUGAAUGAAUUGCGCGCGGCGGCUACGGCACAAGCGAACGCAGCGGGCUGUGUGCAGUUAAAUGGCGACAAAAGUGACACACCUCUGCCGAGCGCACAAAUACGAAAUCCAAAGAAAAAGUUCUCCUGGAAUGAGCAUAUGCGUGGGUUACUCUGGGAGCUGUACAGCAUUCGAGUUGAGCUGUUUGGCUUGAUGCGUCCUCGGAAUCAAACCGAGGACGAAUUCGUGACAGAUUACUUGCGAAAUAGAGUGUUACCCCUAUGGCCGAAAGGUUGGAUACGCUUUGAAGACCUCCACAAGGAGCUAGACCGACGGAAAAAGGCACUAGCGAAGAGUCAGGGUAAUCCAGGAGCACGCGAUGCUGGCAAGAAACCGGUACAGCAUUCUUCUCCCUUGGCAACAUCUGGUACGACGAUCGAUUUGUCGCAUUUAGGUAGUAAUGCAGUGAACGGUAGCAGCAAGUCAGCAGAUGUAGUUGGCCCACCCUCUCGCUCGGCAACCCCAUCGAGCGUCAAGUCUGUCGGCAGUGGCAAGGGAAUGGAUGUUGAAAAGAUUGCUGCUUCCAGCAACUCGUACCAACCGUCGCAUCCGGGUGCUAGCAUAUCACCCAAUGCUUCCUCAAAGCGUACCUCGGACCAUAGCAUUAUAAAUAUCAUGAACUCACCGCCUCUGCCUCCACCAUCCGGCCAAAAGCAGCCCAUGGAUCAUCGUCAUUCGUUGGACAUGGUGGACCAAAGUCAGACGCCGUUAUUCAGCAAUUCGGAUGCCCUCAGAGACAGUGCCGCAUUCAAGCGCUCGAGCGUGCCUUCAACAGAGGGUUCUGCAAAUGUGUCGCCAGUAGAGAAAAAGCAGUCACAAUUGCCAACACCGGAUCGACCACGGUGGAACAGUCGCGAGGAUGACAGCGAUAGUAGCAUCGAGAUCAUUGCCGAAUACAGCAUGGGCGGAACGGCUGGUCAUUCGAAUGUGCCUCUUUCCGGAAAGUCUCCUUUGCUUCCUGCGAUCGGACAGACAUCAUCGCCAGGCUCCGGAACCACGAACCUUCCGGUGUUGAAUAAGGAGAAAUACAAAAACCUGAUGUCAGGAAAAAGCAAGACACAUGGUGGAAGUGGAAGUAGCACUGGUUCGAGCCCUGUUCGGGUGAUGGAUGUACUGCCGAAUACUACCCCCAUGAUGGGAUCGGGAAAAUUCGCCAAACAUUCACCCACGGUUAGCUCUAUUAACCUUAUGACCGGUGGUGCAUCGGGUUCUCCUGGCGUCAUCGGAUUUGCGCCACCCGCCGGAAAUUUGAAUUCUGGAGGAGGAAUGAUGCAGUCAGACAUGUCCAGCGCAGGAGGAAGCGUCCGACUUAAAGAUGCGCCUUCACCACUCGAUGUCGAUGUACAUCAGAUAAUGAAGGAUCUCAAGGAAUUUCAGAAACAGCACAACGUUGGCAACAGUCGAAAACCGGAUACCUCAACACUGCAAUCGCAACCACAACACGAACCAACGGCAACAACAGCAUCACUUGCAUCAGAUUACUUUCUCGACUGUGAUAUGGAUGAGGACGAUUUUCUCUUCGCCACCAACUACACCUAUGGUGGACGCAAGAACUGA